AAAAAUUCCGAGCGGCAGAAGUUGUCUGAGUGCGUCGGUUGGAGGCUGUCUGGCCAGAUCCGGUACUCUGCGACUUUAUAUCUUUAAAUGGAUGAGAUGGCUACCACUCAGAUUUCCAAAGAUGAGCUUGAUGAACUCAAAGAGGCCUUUGCAAAAGUCGAUCUCAACAGCAAUGGAUUCAUCUGUGACUAUGAACUUCAUGAGCUUUUCAAGGAAGCUAAUAUGCCAUUACCGGGAUAUAAAGUGAGAGAAAUUAUUCAAAAACUCAUGCUGGAUGGUGACAGGAAUAAAGAUGGGAAGAUAAGUUUUGACGAAUUUGUUUAUAUUUUCCAAGAGGUAAAAAGCAGCGAUAUUGCCAAAACCUUCCGCAAAGCAAUCAAUAGGAAAGAAGGGAUCUGUGCUCUGGGAGGAACUUCAGAGCUGUCCAGUGAAGGAACGCAGCAUUCUUACUCAGAGGAAGAAAAAUAUGCUUUCGUUAACUGGAUAAACAAAGCUUUGGAAAAUGAUCCAGAUUGCCGACAUGUCAUACCAAUGAACCCAAAUACUGAUGACCUGUUCAAAGCUGUUGGUGAUGGAAUUGUGCUUUGUAAAAUGAUCAACCUUUCAGUUCCUGAUACAAUUGAUGAGAGAGCAAUCAACAAGAAGAAACUUACACCCUUCAUCAUUCAGGAAAACUUGAACUUGGCACUGAACUCUGCUUCUGCCAUUGGGUGUCACGUUGUGAACAUUGGUGCAGAAGAUUUGCGGGCUGGGAAACCUCAUCUGGUUUUGGGACUGCUCUGGCAGAUCAUUAAGAUCGGUUUGUUUGCUGACAUUGAACUGACCAGGGAUGAAGCCUUGGCUGCUUUACUUCGAGACGGUGAGACCUUGGAGGAGCUUAUGAAAUUAUCUCCAGAAGAGCUUCUGCUUAGAUGGGCAAACUUUCAUUUGGAAAACUCAGGCUGGCAGAAAAUCAACAAUUUUAGUGCUGACAUCAAGCUUAUUGACUUCAGUAACUCAGUGAAGGAUUCCAAAGCCUAUUUUCAUCUUCUCAAUCAAAUUGCACCAAAAGGACAAAAGGAAGGUGAACCACGGAUAGACAUUAACAUGUCAGGUUUCAAUGAAACAGAUGAUUUGAAGAGAGCUGAGAGCAUGCUUCAACAAGCAGACAAAUUAGGUUGCAGACAGUUUGUUACUCCUGCUGAUGUCGUCAGUGGAAACCCCAAACUGAACUUAGCCUUUGUGGCUAACCUGUUUAAUAAAUACCCAGCACUAACUAAGCCAGAGAACCAGGAUAUUGACUGGACUCUAUUAGAAGGAGAAACUCGUGAAGAAAGAACCUUCCGUAACUGGAUGAACUCUCUUGGUGUUAAUCCCCAUGUAAACCAUCUCUAUGCUGACCUGCAAGAUGCCCUGGUAAUCUUACAGUUAUACGAACGAAUUAAAGUUCCUGUUGACUGGAGUAAGGUGAAUAAACCUCCAUACCCGAAACUUGGAGCCAACAUGAAAAAGCUAGAAAACUGCAACUAUGCUGUUGAAUUAGGGAAGCAUCCUGCCAAAUUCUCCCUGGUUGGCAUUGGAGGGCAAGACCUGAAUGAUGGGAACCAAACCCUGACUUUAGCUCUAGUCUGGCAGCUGAUGAGAAGAUACACCCUCAAUGUCCUGGAAGAUCUUGGAGAUGGUCAGAAAGCUAAUGAUGACAUCAUUGUAAGCUGGGUGAACAGAACAUUGAGUGAAGCUGGAAAAUCAACUUCCAUUCAGAGUUUUAAGGACAAGACGAUCAGCUCCAGUUUGGCAGUUGUGGACUUAAUUGAUGCCAUCCAGCCAGGCUGCAUAAACUAUGACCUUGUUAAGAGCGGCAAUCUAACAGAAGAUGACAAGCACAAUAAUGCCAAGUACGCAGUGUCAAUGGCUAGAAGAAUUGGAGCCAGGGUGUACGCUCUCCCGGAAGACCUUGUGGAAGUAAAGCCCAAGAUGGUCAUGACCGUGUUUGCAUGCUUGAUGGGCAGGGGAAUGAAGAGAGUGUAA
Lipotes vexillifer (Yangtze River dolphin) is the source of this 2007-nucleotide messenger RNA. It is a transcript of the gene PLS3, whose product is annotated as plastin 3. Gene Ontology annotation, cellular component: actin filament bundle; cytoplasm; actin filament. Bases 88 to 2007 code for a protein of 639 amino acids. The transcript is spliced from 17 exons. NCBI's taxonomy places the organism in Eukaryota, Metazoa, Chordata, Mammalia, Artiodactyla, Lipotidae. Gene Ontology annotation, biological process: actin filament network formation; actin filament bundle assembly. The record is from RefSeq and is a predicted model, not a curated record. Gene Ontology annotation, molecular function: calcium ion binding; actin filament binding.